AUGUCCAUGCCAAAAACCUCUAAAUUAUAUCAAUUUCUCAAUUACCGAAUGAGAAUAACACUUCAAGAUGGAAGACAAAUCGUCGGUAAAUUCAUGGCCUUUGACAAAUUCAUGAAUAUGGUUCUGGCUGAUUGUGAAGAAUUCCGAAAAAUCAUUCCAAAGAAUAACAAUGGAGAAGAAGUUGAACAGAAAAGAACACUAGGAUUUCUCUUAAUUCGUGGAGAGAAUAUCAUUUCAAUUAUUGUAGAAGGCCCACCACCAGCAGAAGAUUCUCGAGUGAAAUCCAUAUUAACCAAACAAGCUCAACAACAAUCGGCAACCACCACUCCUAGAGGUGUCUCUGGUGCUGCUACAGGUGGUGUUGCCAUGGCAGCUGCUCGUGGAAUGGCUCUAGGUCGUGGAGGUGUUGCAGUUCCUCAACAGCAACCCAUGGUGGCAGUGGGAUUAAUGACAGGUCCAACUGUUUCCAUGACGCCAACAGUGGGCAUGACACCCAUGCAACCACAAGGUGGAAUUGCACAAAUGUCUGCAGGUAGAGGAAUGGCAGGCGGUAGAGGCAGAGGAUCCACACAAAAGUAA
Molecule: messenger RNA, 579 nt
Organism: Naegleria lovaniensis
Lineage: Eukaryota; Heterolobosea; Eutetramitea; Acrasida; Naegleriidae
Exons: 2
Coding region: 1-579 (192 amino acids)
Biological process (GO): mRNA splicing, via spliceosome
Cellular component (GO): U1 snRNP; U4 snRNP; U4/U6 x U5 tri-snRNP complex
Molecular function (GO): RNA binding
Source: RefSeq, a predicted model, not a curated record